CAUUGAGAGCAGGCAUCCUCGGGUGGAAACCAAACACCAGGAGCACACCCGCUCAGGGCAGAGCCCUUCUCUCCCGCAGCAGCCUCUAGGAAUGUUGCUCUCCUGAGGUUAAAGGGAUAUUUUCUUUUUUAUGUGUUUCUUUUCAGGGCUCUUGAACGUGGUCAAAAAUAUGCAGGCAGAAAUGAAACUUGGCACAGAGUCUUCUAAGCCUGAAGGAAUAAUUUCAUUCCUUUACCGUUUUUGACUUAAAUCAACUUGCAAAUUUUCUAAACAUCAGAAAGGAGAGGGAAGAAAAAUACUUAUUGGUGUAUUUUUGCAUAUUUUUUAUGACACACAUAUUUUGUGUUGGAUUUUACUAGCAACUAGAUAACAGACUGGACUGCUAUGCCUUUGAGAACUAUAGUUGCACAGUUGGACUUUAAAAUUAAAUAGUUAUUACAUUUGCUUAAAUGUAUACAUGGAAGCAUGUAAUUAUUGAUAUCCAUGUGCAACAGACCAUGUGAAACCAAGUUAAGGAUUUUAGUAUUUGAGUUGAUUACUCUGAUUAAUGAAUUCUUUUUAAAAUAUGUAUUUUUUAAUUGAUUUGAGAGAGAGAGGAAGGGAGAGGGAGAGAGAAACAUUGAUGUGAGAGAGAAAUAUCAAUUGACUGCCUUCUGUAUGCAUCCCGACUGGGGGCUGAACUCACAACCUGGGUAUAUGUCGUGACUGGGAAUUGAACCAGAGGCCUUUUGGUGCAUGGGUCAAUACUCAACCAGCAGUGCCACAUUGGUCAGGGAUUGAUUAAUGAAUUUUUUUAAUUCUUAAUUUCCUUUUGACAGAUUAAGAUAAAGAAUCUUAAAUAACAGCUGCCCUAGAUGAUAACACUACCUCCAGAUUUAUUGAUCUGAUCCAAGGUAUCUUGUGACUGCUGAUUGGAAUUAAGAUUCUUCAGUUUGUUGUCUCUAACCGAGGAAACAUUGAUUGGGAACCACUCAUUCAGAAAAUUAAAAGAAGGAAGCCAGAACCUAUUAUUAACCCUUUGAGAACACAACAUAACAAACCUUACCAUAUUACUCUUCCUUGAAUAGGAGAGGCGACAGGGCGCUGAAGGAUGGCAGAUGAUCGGAAAGACGAGGCCAAGGCACCGCACUGGACCUCAGCCCCGCUGACGGAGGCCCCGGCGCAUCCGCACCCGCACCCGCACCCGCCUGAGAUGAAGGACCAGGGCGGGGCCGGCGAGGGCCUGGCCAGAAGCGCCAAUGGGCUCCCCUACCGGGAGGGGGGCCCCUUCGGAGAGCACGGGCCCCCGGGCGCCUACCCGGACACCAGGGAGAACGGCAUCAACGGGGAGCUGGCCGCUGACCGGGAAACUGCAGAAGAGGUAUCUGCAAGGAUAGUUCAAGUAGUCACGGCUGAGGCUGUAGCGGUCCUGAAAGGCGAACAGGAGAAGGAAGCUCAGCAUAAAGAUCCGCCUGCAGCUCUGCCUUUAGCAGCUGAAGAGACAGCUAAUCUGCCUCCUUCUCCACCCCCAUCACCAGCCUCAGAAAAGACUGUCGCCGUGGAGGAAGGUUUACUUACAGCCUCGAAGAUGGAGUUCCAUGACCAACAGGAAUUGACUGCCGCUUUAGCUGAGCCAUUAGACAAGGAGGAAAGGGAGCCAGAGAAACAAAGUAAGCCUGGUGAAGACUUUAAACACGCUGCAUUAGUUUCUCAGCCUGAGACAACUAAAACUUCCCUGGAUAAAAAGGACAGACAAGGCACAGAAGAAGGAAGAGCGCCUCUCACUCUGUUUGGGCACCCUCUUGGUGCUGGCCUAGAAGACUCGAAACAGAAGACAGAACCAAGCCUAGUGGUACCUGGUAUUGGCCUCCCUGCAGAAACCCCAGGUCCAAAAGAACAAAAGGACUGGUUCAUCGAAAUGCCAGUGGAAGCAAAGGAUGAGUGGGGUUUAGUUGCUCCAGUAUCUCCUGGCCCCCUAACACCCAUGAGGAAAAAAGAUGUAUUUGAGGAUAUCCCAAAAUGGGAAGGGAAACAGUUUGAUUCUCCCAUGCCGAGUCCUUUUCAUGGUGGAAGCUUCACUCUCCCUUCAGAUGUCAUGAAGAAUGAAAUAAUUGCAGAAGCAUCACCUUUUGCCCCUGCCCUAUUACAGCCAGAUGACAAAAAAUCUCUGGAAGAAACCAGUGGCCUGGUAGCAGCCAAAGACAUUUCUAAAGUUGAAGAGCCCCAUAAGGAUAAAUCUCACAAAAUGGCAGAAGUACCAGCUUCGGAGGCAGUUACCUCACCCAAAGAUGCCCACAUUCAGAUUGUAGAAGAAUGUGUCCCAGAGAGAGUUUUAGGAGAAGAAAAAGGAGCAAUAAAGCAAGAAAGUGUGCAGAAAAAAGAGAUGUCCACCCUUAGUGGGCAGGAAUCUUCAGUUACUGAAAGGGAACCUCAGCUAAAGCUUGAAGAGAGCGAAGCCCCCAAAUUGACAGAUAAAGAAACAGGUAUAAUUCAGCCCUUUGCAGAGCACACUUUCUCAAAAGAAAACCAGAAAGGCCAAGAACCUACAUUAAAACAGGAGUCAUUCCCUGUUACAAGUUCGCCUUUGACCUCUAAAACACUGGAGAAAGUCACGAAAGAACCAGCUGCGCUAAGUGAAAAGAAUGCUAUCGAGGACCUAUUUGAAGAAAAAAUUGCUGACAGAGAUAAUAAGGUUGAGGGAGUUGGGGCUGCAACAUUAGCUGAGCUUGACAUGCCGUUUUAUGAAGAUAAGUCAGGAAUGUCCAAGUACUUUGAAACAUCUGCCUUGAAAGAAGAAGUGACCAAAAGCUUCCAGCCAGGCAGCGAUUACUAUGAACUGAGUGACACAAGAGAAAGUGCCCAAGAGUCUUUUGAUACUGUAUCUCCCAUGCAUAAACAUGGCGACAAGGGACUUCAGGCAGGUAAAGAAUCUCAGCCUGGUGCUCCAGCACAAGAAGCAGGGUACAGCACUCUUGCAAAGAGUUAUCCACCUGAUUUACCUGAAGAACCCAGUUCUCCUCAAGAAAGAAUGUUCACGAUUGAUCCAAAAGUGUAUGGGGAGAAAAGGGAUCUCCACAGUAAGAAUAAGGACGAUUUGACACUAAGCAGGAGUUUAGGACUUGGUGGCAGGUCUGCCAUAGAACAAAGAAGCAUGUCAAUCAACUUGCCCAUGUCUUGCCUGGAUUCCAUAGCCCUUGGAUUUAACUUUGGUCGGGGGCAUGAUCUUUCUCCUCUGGCUUCUGAUAUUCUAACCAACACCAGUGGAAGUAUGGACGAAGGGGAUGAUUACCUUCCAGCCACUACCCCUGCAGUGGAGAAAGCCCCUUGCUUCCCAAUAGAAAGCAAAGAGGAAGAAGAACAGAUAGAGGGAGAAAAAGCUACCAGAGAGGGAAAUACUCAAGUUGAGACUGUGUGUGAAUCGCCAUUCCUAGCCAAAGAUUAUUACAAAAAUGGUACUGUCAUGGCCCCUGACCUGCCUGAAAUGCUAGAUCUGGCAGGCACAAGAUCAAGACUAGCUUCUGUGGGUGCAGACGCUGAGGUUGGCAGGAGGAAAUCAGUCCCAUCAGAGACUGUCAUUGAGGAGAGUAGUACUGGCUUGGCCCCUGUCACUGAUGAAAACCAUGUCAUUGUUAAAACGGACAGUCAGCUUGAAGACCUGGGCUACUGUGUGUUCAAUAAAUACACGGUCCCACUCCCAUCACCUGUUCAAGACAGUGAGAAUUUAUCAGGAGAGAGUGGUUCUUUUUACGAAGGCACUGAUGAUAAAGCACGAAGAGAUUUGGCCACAGACCUUUCACUGGUUGAAGUAAAAUUGGCAGCUGCCGGAAGAGUCAAAGAUGAGUUCAGUGCUGAGAAAGAAGCAUCCCCCCAACCAGGGCUGGGUAGGGAGUUUGAUCAGGAGAGGAAAGCUAAUGAUAAGCUGGAUACUGUACUAGAAAAGAGUGAGGAACAUACUGAUUCAAAAGAACAUGCCAGGGAAACAGAAAAGGCUGGUGACAAAGUUGAAACCUUUGGAUUAGGGGUAACCUACGAGCAUGCUUUGGCCAAAGAACUGAUGGUAUCAAAAGAUGCAUCCCCUGUCAUGGCUGAGAAAGCAGAGAAAGGUCUCAGUUCAGUGCCAGAGGUAGCUGAAGUAGAACAAGCCAAAGGAGCUGAAUCAGAACUGGAUUUUGCUGCAAAGAAAGCUGAGCAGGGUCACUUAGAUGUUAAAAUCAGUGAGUUUGGACAGAUGGCCUCGGGGCUAAAAGUAGAUGCUGGAAAAUCAACAGAGCCUAAAUUCGAGGCUACCCAGGACCUCACUGUCUUAUCCCCGACCCCUCAGGAGGCAGAUGUGUUUAUGGGUGUUGACUUGGGCCACAUGAAAGAAGGCACCAGAGUCAGUGAGACAGAAGUCAAGGAGAAAGUAGCCAAGCCUGACUUGGUACACCAGGAGGCCGUAGACAAAGAGGAGUCCUACGAGUCCAGUGGUGAGCACGAGAGCCUGACCAUGGAGUCCCUGAAGCCUGACGAGGGCAAGAAGGAAACGUCCCCAGAAUCUUCUCUAAUUCAAGAAGAUGAGAUUGCCAUCAAAUUGUCAGUGGAAAUACCUUGUGCACCUGCUGUUUCAGAGGCUGAGACAGAUGAGAGAGUGGAUGCCCAGCUGGAAUUCAUUCAGCCGCCCAAAGGAGAAAGCAAAGACACCCCAGAUAUCUCCAUCACGCCCUCUGACAGUACAGAGCCAUUGUUUGAGGCCGUCGGGGCUGAGCCAGCAGAAGCUCAGAUUGAGGAGGAAGAGAUAGAAGCCCGGGGAGAGUACGAUAAACUGCUUUUCCGCUCAGACACCCUUCAGAUUGCUGACCUGGGCGUCCCGGGUGUCAGGGAGGAGUUUUUGGAGACCUGCCCGGGUGAACACAAAGGCGUGAUUGAGUCUGUUGUGACCAUUGAGGACGACUUCAUCACUGUCGUGCAAACCACCACUGAUGAAGGGGAGUCGGGCUCCCACAGCGUGCGUUUUGCGGCCCUCGAGCAGCCAGAGGUGGAGAGGAGACCGUCCCCUCGGGCCGAGGAGGAGACUGAAGGCGAAGAGGCGGCCGAAGCCCAGGCGGAACCCAGGGACGGCUCCCCCGAGGCCCCGGCCUCCCCCGAGAGAGACGUGGCUGCUCUCUCUGAGUACAAGACCGAGACCUACGACGAUUACAAGGACGAGACCACCAUCGACGACUCCAUCAUGGAUGCCGACAGCCUCUGGGUGGACACUCAAGAUGAUGAUAGGAGCAUCGUGACAGAACAGUUAGAAACUGUCCCUAAAGAGGAGAAAGCCGAGAAGGAAGCUCGGAGAUCAUCUCUCGAGAAACAUAGAAAAGAAAAGCCUUUUAAAACCGGGAGAGGCAGAAUUUCCACUCCUGAAAGGAAAAUAGCUAAAAAGGAGCCUAGCACAGUCUCCAGAGAUGAAGUGAGAAGGAAAAAAGCAGUUUAUAAGAAGGCUGAACUUGCUAAAAAAACAGAAGUUCAGGCCCACUCUCCCUCCAGGAAAUUCAUUUUAAAACCUGCUAUCAAAUAUACUAGACCAACUCAUCUCUCCUGUGUUAAGCGGAAAACGACAGCAGCAGGCGGAGAGUCAUAUCAGGUUCCCAGUGUAUUUAAGCAGACGAAGGACAAAGUCGCUAAUUCUACCUUGUCAAAGAUUCCUGCCUUUCAGGGUAACACAAAGUACCCAAGAUGCAGCUCAGCCUGCCCUAGUCCGACUAAAAGGACUACAUUUUCUGACAGUUUUUUAAUACAGCCCACGUCAGCGGGCCCCACAGACCGUUUGCCAUACUCAGAGUCAGGGAACAAGCAGGAUGGAGUGAGCAAGAGCCCAGAAAAGCGCUCCUCCCUGCCCAGGCCCUCCACCAUCCUGCCGCCGCGGAGGGCCGGCUCCGGGGACCGGGGCGACCGAGACGACAGUUCCUUCUCCCUCAACAGCUCCUUCUCGUCGGCGCGGCGGACCACUAGGUCAGAGCCAAUUCGCAGAGCAGGAAAAAGUGGCACUUCAACCCCCACUACCCCUGGAUCAACUGCCAUCACUCCUGGCACCCCACCAAGCUACUCUUCACGCACCCCAGGCACUCCUGGGACCCCUAGCUAUCCCAGGACCCCUCACACUCCAGGAACCCCCAAAUCUGCCAUCUUGGUGCCCAGUGAGAAGAAAGUCGCCAUCAUACGUACUCCUCCAAAAUCGCCCGCUACUCCUAAGCAGCUUCGACUUAUUAACCAACCACUGCCAGAUCUGAAGAAUGUCAAAUCCAAAAUCGGGUCAACAGACAACAUCAAAUACCAGCCGAAAGGGGGGCAGGUUAGGAUUUUAAACAAGAAGAUCGAUUUUAGCAAGGUUCAGUCCAGAUGUGGUUCCAAGGAUAACAUCAAACAUUCUGCUGGGGGCGGAAAUGUACAGAUUGUUACUAAGAAGAUAGACCUAAGCCAUGUGACGUCCAAAUGUGGCUCUCUGAAGAACAUCCGCCACAGGCCAGGUGGUGGGCGUGUGAAAAUUGAGAGUGUAAAACUGGAUUUCAAAGAAAAGGCCCAAGCCAAAGUCGGUUCGCUUGACAAUGCUCACCAUGUACCCGGAGGCGGUAAUGUCAAGAUUGACAGCCAAAAGUUGAACUUCAGAGAGCAUGCUAAGGCCCGUGUGGACCACGGGGCUGAGAUCAUCACCCAGUCCCCAGGCAGAUCCAGCGUGGCAUCCCCCCGGCGGCUUAGCAACGUCUCCUCUUCUGGAAGCAUCAACCUGCUUGAAUCCCCUCAGCUUGCCACUUUGGCUGAGGAUGUCACUGCUGCACUCGCUAAGCAGGGCUUGUGAAUAUUUCUCAUUUAGCAUUGGAGUAAUAAUAUUUAGGCAUGAGCUCUUGGCAGGAGUGGGCUCUGAGCAGGUUAUGUUUAUUCUUUACAAACCAUAAAAUAAAUAAUCUCAUUCCCAAACUCUAGUAAUUGUUACAGUUUUAUAAAAAAAACAACACACAACAACAAUAGCAUAUGCAGAAAUUGACCUGAUUUCCAUUUGCAGCAGGAAGACACUGGCUUUACCUAAGUACAAUUGGACGAUUAUUUUUGCUCUGCUCUGUUUUGCAUGGAGUAUUAUUAUUUGAAAAAUUGCAUUUUUACCUUUCAUGUGCCUGAAGGCUAUCCACUACAUUCUGAAAGGCCUUGUUAACAUCCAAGCUGCUCAUUUCACCAUUCUGUUGCUGGGUGUAAAGAUAAAAGCUGCACAUUGUAACUUAUUACAGGUUAAAAUAAACCAAGGUAUCUGAUGGCAGGAAGGGAAGAGCAUGUAAGAAAUACGUGUGUGUUUUUUUAAGUGUUAUUUUGUAUAAAGGGGAAGAAAGAUUCGAUUAAGUUAUUAACAUUUGGGACCUGGAUAAUUAUAUCAGAGUAUAAGUCAAUUCAAUAAAUUAUUUAACUAAUUAAAAAAUAGUUACGAAGCAUUGGAGCUGCGGUUGAGGAAUUGGUGUAAAAGUGCUCUCUUAGGAACGAAGCACUUUCACUAGGAUGGACUCAUGUCUUACUAGAACGUCAGUUGAUCAGCUAGAUUUGUGUCCACACUACCGGUUUCACACCCCCUUUCCAUCUGUUUGAUACAGUAUUAUAGAUAUAAAUAUAUAUAUAUAUUUCUCUGUGGCCAUUUGUGAGACUUCCUCAUAUACUUGAAUAUUAUACUUCCUUAUUCACAGUAUCUGUGUCUCCUGCACCCUUUGGUGUUGCAAUUUUAGGUGUGUGAAAGUAGAUGUUAGCAGGGUUCUUUCCCUAUUUAAAAAAAAAUACAUUAAAAAAGACAAAAAGUUUUAGCAUGAAGUUGCUUCUGUAACAACUCAAAGCUGUAACCCUGUUAUCGUGCCAGGUACAAGUCUCUCCCGUGAUGCUAGAAAAAUUUAUUUUUCUUUGCUUUCACCAACAUGAAGUUUGUGGGGGCGGGUCCAGUUAUACAUAAAAGGGUUUACAGAUCGUUGGUUUAAGGUUAUGGAUGUAAAUUAUUUUAUUUUGAAUUACGGAAUACUUUGGGUUUUACUUCUGUAAUCAUUCAUGAAAGACUUAAGAUUUCUUCCUUUUUUUUUUUUUCCAUUUGCUAAAGUUGAAACUAACAGUGGGAUUUGGGACAUGUUAGCCCAUUCUUCCAAAUACUACCUGCUUUUUAAGUGAUCUAACAGAAGAGAUUUGGCUUCCUUCCCCAAAGUAAAGAUCCCUUGAUCGGAAAGGAAAAAUACAGUAUUUUGAGAUGCGAUAGCUACAAAGUACUUGAGAUACAGAUUUCAGAAUCAUUUUAUGAAGGACUCUGUACAGGAAUACUGUAUCACUCAGCAUUACUUAUCAGUAGAUAAUACUGUUUUGACUUAAUAUACAGUCUAGAGAUCACAAAUCAAUUAAUUCCUCUCACAGAUCAUUCAUCUUAGACUUAGGAGGAAACAGUCAAUGGCCUGAAUAAGGCAAUGAGUUGCCAGGCUGAGUGGAUGCAUUUUAGUACUUUUAUCUGUUCUUUUUCUUGCUCAGGGCUGGUAUGUUAGACUUGAACAGUUACAGGCAAAUUACCUGGUAGGUGUUUGAUUCUUUUGAGCCAAAUCAAUUCCUGAGUACAAAGGAAGAAAUGACAAGCAUGGGUGAGGCAAAAAGGAAGUAUAAUAGCAUCUAAGGGAGAAUCCAAGGGGUGCAGUAACAGAGAGACACGGGUCACAUUUUGUGACUCAUUGAAUAUUGGAACCAGAGCGAAUUCCACCAAAGAAACCCUAGGAGCAGAUGCGCACCAUUCAUUCUCAACAAAGAGGUUUUACAUAGGUAGACAUGUCCGAAACUGUGUAUAAAUCAGUGACUUCACUCAACAGUCAAAAAGAUAGAAACCCCUGAGUAGGACUAUGGAUGUAUCUAUUUUCUGCCUAAUAAUCGCUGUGAGGUUUGGUUUGACCAAUCUGGGCAUUUUAUCCAUCAGCUUCCCUUAAGGUGCACCAGAAAAUAAGAGAAGUAAGAAUAGUCAUGUGGAAACUUACGUUAUUUUCUUACAUGUUUGAUAGAGUUAGAUAGUGAUUGAAGUUCUGUAGGAAGAAGUUAAGAGCUGGUUAGAACUGUUUUAACAAAUGAAACGUAUUUUUUUUCAACUUGGUUUAAGUUUUUUAUAAAAGUUAAGAAUAAGUGAACUUGCUCUACAUAUUAAAAUUCAGUUUCUUAAUACAUGUCCAAAAUAAAGAUUAUAUAAAGCAUGAAGUUAUUAGAUUUGGCAUUAAAGGAAAUGUUUAUUUCAAACCACAGCAAAAUUACAAUGAAUAAAUGCUCUUCCUUGUAUGGAAAUGUGGUUCUCUGUAAAGUUAACAAAAGAAAACACACACACCCUGAUUAUUUAUACCAGUAAAAAAGAGAAACACACAGGAUAAAUGUCUUCUUAUGGGGAUAAGUGGUGGAGCCCAUCUUGCCUUCACUCUCAAGAUUAACGACACAAAUUAAGCUUUUUGAACACCACUCUUGUGGGGACAUCCAUACGCUGAUCUAGAAAUUAAAACUUCAUGGUUCUAGUUCUAGAUCUAUUCGUGCCAGUUUCUCUCUGGCUUUUGCCUUUGAGAACCUGUUUAAGGAUACAUAAGUAAUCCAGAGCUCUGAAGAGUUAAAAGGCCAACUUCUCCAGUGAACUCACCCUCUCUGGGUCUCCUGCAACCAAGAAUUGGAAACCUUACAAUGAUGCAGGAAAGAUCCGAGUUUAUGGUGAGUUUCAAAGGCCAUGUUCAUUUGGGAACCAACUCUCUCUGGAUUCUCCUGCUGAGUUCCAGCAGGGGGAUGGGCGGAAAUCCCACCCACAAGCAAGGCACCUGUGUAACACCAACCAGGUAGGGCUGAAGAAGGUUAGAGAGAGACCUUUGUUAAGUGGAAGAUUAUACUGAUGGUAGCUGGCUUCUCCAGACUCUUGUAUAGUAAUAGAGCAGGAAAUGGGAUCAUCAACCAAAAUAUAACAUGUCAGUUUUAUUAAAGAAAUAAUCUCUAUGUGCUUAAUUCUGACAUAGCUACAGUUAUACUUUUUCUCAUAUUUUUCAUUCCACAAAAAUGAGGUAGAUAAACUAUUCAUGAUCUAAGUAGCCAACAUAAAUAAAUAAAUAAAAUAAAGUAGAUUUGUGGCUUGGAAGGCAGAUUCUAGGCCUUCCUUCAAAAACUGGUGUGCUGAAAUCAGCAUUGAUGUUUGUUUUUCUAGGCCUAGGAUUUUUAGCCUCUGUGUGUAGGUUGAGGCCAAGUCCCUCUGCAGGAAUAAGCUUAUUUUUAAACCCAAAAAAUGUCAAUUAUGAAAAUCUACUUCAACUUUAGCAAAAAGAAAAAAAAAAUCAACAAAAAGUAUACUCUGUAUGCUGGGAUUCCAAGGUUCCAAGACUCUGCUACAAAUCUGCGGGGGGUUUCUUUCUUCUGAGAAUUCUAGAGCCUGUUACCAUAGAAAGGCAUUUCUUCAAUGGCUGGUUGUAGUUAGUUCAUGUUUUUCAAUCAAAAUUUGCAAAUGUAUUUGUUGCUGUAUAGUGAUUGUUUUGCAAAAUAAAAUUGCUUGUCAUCUGA
Molecule: messenger RNA, 10506 nt
Organism: Miniopterus natalensis
Lineage: Eukaryota; Metazoa; Chordata; Mammalia; Chiroptera; Miniopteridae
Source: RefSeq, a predicted model, not a curated record